This is a messenger RNA of Polyodon spathula (Mississippi paddlefish), 1938 nucleotides long. RefSeq lists its product as uncharacterized. The transcript is spliced from 5 exons. Gene Ontology annotation, biological process: regulation of apoptotic process. Lineage: Eukaryota; Metazoa; Chordata; Actinopteri; Acipenseriformes; Polyodontidae. Bases 434 to 1042 code for a protein of 202 amino acids. The record is from RefSeq and is a predicted model, not a curated record.
AGGCACUGUUUAGAUUACAUUUCAAUUAAUAAAGUAAACAUGAAUAUACUGGACUAGGGGGUAAAUUGAUUGUUAAAGAGCUGAUUUUUGCUGGACAACAGCAGUAAUGGGACCGAGAGAUUCCCGGAAUAGAGCUGCUUCAUUAAACAGACAAGACGCUGCUUAAAAGUGCGCUGUCCGUGUCGUUGCUGUGGGCAACAUGUUUUUAAAAAUAACCGAGGAACUGCGGAGCGUCUCUCCCUGGGAAAUGAACAAUGGAUUCACUACUUAGUUACAGAAACACUGUAACGAUAAGUGUUACAAUAACACAAGCAAAUCCGAAAAUGAAAGAAAAAACGCGGUCAAGCGCAACACAAGUAGCAAUCUAUGUGUCGCACAGAAGCGUGUCCCACACAGGCUCUCUGGAGCGCAGCCAGCGCUAGGACCUUACUGCAUGUGCGUCUGUAUGAUACGAAGAGCACGGAGAAGGGCUGGUCCAGGAAGUUUCACUCUGAAACGAAACGAGAGGCUUCUCAUCUUUCAAUACAGAAACAUGGCCAGCACAAACACCGUGGAGGAGGAAACGGCUUUAGUGGUGCAGGAGCUCUUCGACCGGCAAUUAGGGGCCAUCACACCGAUACGCAAGAUUGUGUCCUGUCCUGAUUUCAGACCCAACAAAAAAUCCACUAAAAAAAAGGUAGAUGACGAGUCAUUCGAUGCCACACUGAUUGCUGAGAAGAUUGAAGAACUGAGUGACUUGAUUGACAAGUCGUUCGUUCAGUGCCAUGUGGAUGUGCUAGUGGAAAAAGCCAAGGGCGCUUCUCCAGAGCAGGUAAUAGCAGUGUUCUCACAGACAGUGAAUGGCCUUUGCAAACCCUCGGAGCUGGACAGUAUGAGCACACUGCAGGUCGCCACGGCGAUGGCUUUAUAUGCUUAUAAGAAGAGUCCAGAGCUGUCCCCGUCUCUCCGCCAGGCGAUGACACACUUCCUGAACACAGAUCUGAAGGGCUGGGUUCAAAAGCAGGGUGGCUGGAUGAGCUGGGCUUUGAGAAAUGCUGACUGAUGUGAGGAUGAGUCUACUCCAGGGUCUGUGUUCUGAAUUGUUCCAAUGCUGUGUUAAACAGCAGCUUGAAACCUGGUUCCAGGAGACCUGGUUUGAGGGAACUCUGCCGUACCAAACCCCAAGUCUCCCUGCCUGGUGUGCCAUGCAGGGGCUUGAAACCCAGUCUCCUGAAACCACGCUCCACGCUGCAAAGAGGCUCCGUGUUCGCUCAGGAACACAGGGAGCGGAAUACGAAACUGCAGGAUUGGAACAUUUACAGGGCUAAUGCACAGCCCUACUGUUAAUACUACAGCACUAUCAGUCAUGCGCUUGACAGCUGGUUUAGCUUGUUGCAUAUAACUCUAACAUAUCUGCUGUAAUCGUAAGGAGUUUUAAAGUUAAUGUUGAGAGCUAUGAAAAUGUACUCAUGUUUUGCUUGUUUUCUUUGUGCACAUUUAAACAUUAAAAUAGUUCUAUAACUCUCUAGCAUCCAACCACCCCAGUGUAGUUACUGGGGGUGUACUUAAAGGGUUGUCUGAAGACACUGUGUGAACUGUGAGAAGAGUGAGUUCUGUGCAGACUAGAGUCAGUGCUGAGCUGCGACAGCCUGCGAAUCCUGCAUCUCUUUGAGAGAGGCGCACUAUCGCCACUAAAUCUAUUGGGUCCCCCUUGUGGCAGAAGGCUGUAAUUCAGUUCAGAAUAUACAGUAAAGUACAGGUUUGAAACGAGGGAUAACUGCAGUGUUUAAACAAAACAAAACAAACAAAAAAAUUGUCUACACAAUGUUUAAAUGAUUAAAACAUUUAAAAAAAAAUAAUCAUUUUUCUGCUCUGCUUUUACUUUUACUUCCCCGCGGCUGAAGAAGAGCUUUUUCUCCAAACCUGUCCUGAAAUAAAAGAUUUUAUUUUAUCGUUUAA